AUGACUGGAGAGACAAACAGACUGAGCAGUGCAUCUGCAAGAGGAGACUUAGCAGAAGUUGAGAUGUUAUUACAGAACGGAGCAGAUGUUAAUGCAAACAAUGAAUUCGGCAGGACACCGUUACAGGUUGGUAAUACAUUUUCUAUGAAGCCUAAAUCUAUAAAUUCAUGAUUCAGUCUAUUCAGAAGUUAUAUGAUCGAUUUCAACUUAAACUACAACAUCUUAGCAUAUGUGUGCAUUGACAUAAUGUAAAAUACACUAAACGGUGUGCUUUGGUGACAAAUAAAGUGGUACAAUUAUUAAGAGGCUAUACAAUUUCUGUAACUUGGACUUAAUUGAAAAAAUCCAAGUGAUUUUCAAGGCCUUAUAUAGCAUAGACUACUAUGUUGGAUGUCAUAUUUUUAUUGUAUGAUUUAUGGAAUUAGAGGGCUUUAAAGUGACUUAUAGGCCGUACUUUAGUAGCACUAUCUGAACCACAAAAAACCCCAAUGUAGAUUAAUGAUUUAUAUAUGAUUUAACAGAGAAGUGAAAUACAGAAUACAACACUCUAAUUGCAAUGCAAUGUUGUUGUUGUUGUUUUUAGAAUAUCUUCUUAUUUUUUAUUUUUUUUAACACAUUCUGUAGGCUAAAAGUUUAGCAGCUUUAUAUUUCUUAAUGAAGAUGGUGAAUCACAUGGGUUCACUAUGAAAACUCGUUGAAUAAUGUGAUUACGUUUUGGUAUUUUUAAAGAAUAAUUUGUGCCAUAGAUCAUUGAUCAAUAGUGAUAAAGAAGAUAAUAUAGAAACUUCAAGACACUGCAUGACCCCAUGCACCACUUUGGGCCCGCAUGCACACUCAAAUAGGCCUAUGAAAAAUGUAAUUGUUUUCAACAAGAAUAUUUCUCGAAUUAUAGGCCUAUAGUUAAACAAUUUCAUCUCAUGCUAAAAUUAUGAUGGUUGAUAACUUAUACGGUAUUGCUUUGCUUAAAUUGUUACCUCCUUGACCGAUACCUCUGAAUAACUGCCUUGAACCACAUGGGAGUCCCAAAAUGCUAUGUUUGCUAUAGGAAUGUAACUACAGUUUAUUGUUUUGUCAAAUUACACAAUCAAACUCAUAUGAAAAACUAACAAAUUGCAGAUUGUGAAAGACUUGGUUGAUUUGGACAGCCUGUUCAUACGACCAUGCUGCAUAGAUGUUCAGAUAGGCUAAUCUCUUACCAUGUCAUAGGGCAUAGGGCACAGAUGAAAAUGCUAAAAGUGGUUCAAGUAUGGUUCAUUGACUGAACCAUAACACACGUUUUUGAGAAAUGUAGGACAAGUUGCUUUAACCUGUUGAAUGUAUAAUUACAAUUUACAAAUUGGCAUACUCAAAUUCAAAGCGCUCAAAGCUUGACCUUUGUUAAUUAAAAAAACGAUAAUCUAAGUAGGCCUAUGACACAAAACUGUGUCAUACAAAAAACUCAGUCACAAAACUGUAAUAAGCUAUUCGUAUCACUCCUCUAUUCCAAAUGAAAAAUAUAUAGGCCUAUCAUGAAACUUAAUUAUAUAAUGAUGAUCAGCUAAGGCUCUGUGAUUGAAUUAAGUGUAUGCCUGUUUAUCAGAAGGUAAUUGGUCUACAGCAUUUAGGUGGAAGAAGAAUAAAAAAGGUUAAGAUAAUAGAUUAUAUCCCAGGACUGAUACAUAUUUUAGUGGGUUCGAUUUGUUUUGGAUCAUUCCUUUUGAAAACAUAGGUGUAAAUCUAGACCUGUGUGUCUCUGCAACAUAGCCCUAAAUUAUUUCUAUUUUCUAUUAAAACAGUAGCCUUUACUUCCUAUAGCCUACAUUUGUCUUUAUAUUAUUAUUUAUGUGUAAUUAUCCUGCUCUAUUCCUCUUCUCAUUAUAUUUUACAGGUGAUGAAACUUGGUAACCCAGCCAUCGCGGAAGCGCUGCUGAGGGCGAACGCAAAUCCAAACGUGCGCGACCAUGUCAGGGGUCUCACUAUCACUCAUGAUGCUGCAAGGGAUGGAUAUGUGGACACCCUACGCGUCCUGAUGGAUUAUGGCGCAGACGUCAACUUCCUGGACAACGACGGCAAUCUUCCAUUGCAUCUAGCGGCAAGAGAAGGCUAUCUUGAUGUGGUUCAGCUCCUUGUUGGUUGUACGACGGACGCCGCAAGGCGCAACUCCAGAGGCCAUACACCUUAUGAUUUGGCGACUAUGAACCAUAGAGUAUCCAUUGCGCAAUACAUUCAGGCGCACAUGAAUUUAUGA
Messenger RNA from Coregonus sp. 'balchen', 2227 nucleotides. The record is from the annotation of a GenBank genome assembly. Lineage: Eukaryota; Metazoa; Chordata; Actinopteri; Salmoniformes; Salmonidae.